UGGAAAAAAAAAUAAGUUUCUACAUGGUGAGGUGAAGUCAGUAGUUUCACCCGCCCUUUCUGUCAUGCAUGAGCUUUAGCCCUAAAGAAUGAGGAAAAAGUGUACCUCCUGCUCAUUACUCUGCUCACACACACAUACACACACACACACACACAGAGGAAGCGAACAAGGUGGCACAGCCUCAACAUCUCUGGUCUCUCAAAUGGGGAUGUUUUUGCCUCAUAUUUGGACAGUAUUGGCUGUUCUAACAGUACUUUGUACAGUUUCAGGCUCAAACAUAUGUACCUCCAGAGGUGUUGGAACCUGCAAAGAAUGUUUGUCCAUUCAUCCAUCUUGCAGUUGGUGCUCUCAGAAAGACUUGGGUCCCAGCAGCUCCAGUGUUUCUCGUUGUAACCUAAAGUCCAUCUUGCGCCAGUCUGGAUGUAAAGCAGAGUUUAUCGAGUCUCUGGUCAGUAGCUAUGUCGUGGAAGAGAACCGCCCCCUCAGUGACCGUGCUCAAGGGAUGACUGGUGACAUCACUCAGAUUCGGCCACAGCGCAUCCGGCUGACUUUAAGGCCAGAUGACCCAAUAUAUUUUACAGUGACCGUUCGGCAGGUGGCUGACUACCCUGUAGACCUCUACUACCUGAUGGAUUUGUCCUAUUCUAUGAAAGAUGACUUAAACAUACUCCGCUCCCUCGGCAGUGCCCUGGCUGAUGCUGUAGGUCGUACCACCAGUAACCUGCACAUGGGGUUCGGAGCAUUUGUGGACAAAACACUCUCCCCGUACAUGUAUAUGUUUCCAGACCAGGCCAUUAGCAACCCCUGCCUUGGUAUUAACAAUACCUGCUCACCACAAUUUGGUUAUAAGAACGUCCUGUCACUGACAGAUCAGGUGAAUCGUUUCACAGAAGAAGUGAGAAAACAGCAAGUAUCAAGAAAUAGAGACUCGCCAGAAGGUGGACUUGAUGCCAUCAUGCAGGCUGUGGUCUGCAAGGAUAUAGUUGGGUGGCGGCCUGAUGCAUCCCACCUGCUGGUGUUUACUACAGAUGCUACAAGCCACAGCGCACUGGAUGGCAGAAUCUCAGGCCUUGUCCAACCUAAUGAGGGAAAAUGUUAUGUUAAUAAUGACAUUUAUACCAAGACUGCUGUACUGGACUAUCCUUCCAUUGGACUGCUCGCUGACAAACUGAUUGAAAAUAACAUCAACCUCAUCUUUGCUGUAACUGAGAAUGUGAAACCUUUGUACUUGAAUUACAGUAAGCUGAUUCCUGGUACGGAUGUGGGGACACUCUCUUAUAACUCGAGCAAUGUCAUCCAACUCAUCCUGGAUGCGUAUGCGAAUAUCAGGUCAAAGGCAGAGUUGGUGGUGUUGGGUGUUCCAGAUGAGCUGAGCUUGUCGUUCAAUGCCACAUGCCUCAACGGAGAGUUAAUACCUGGUGUUAAAUCCUGCUCAGGACUUAAAAUUGGAGACACGGUUUCGUUCAGUGUAGAGGCAAAGCUCCGUGGCUGCCCUAAGGUGAAGAGUCAUACGUUCAGCAUCAAGCCUCUGGGCUUUAAAGACACACUGCAGGUGACUGUCGAUUUUGCAUGUAACUGCUCAUGUCAAGAUUCUGCCCAGCCUGCUAGCCCUGCCUGUCACAACGGCAAUGGCACGCUGGAGUGCGGUGUGUGUCUGUGUGACCCAGGACGCCUGGGGCCGCAGUGCGAGUGCACCGAAGCCGACUACAAGCCCACGGACACGGCCAGCUGUAAACAGUCUCCAGACGCAGAUAUCUGCAAUGGACGAGGUGACUGUCUGUGUGGCCAAUGUAGCUGUCACUCAAAAGACUUUGGGAAAGUGUGGGGCAAAUACUGCGAGUGUGACGACUUCAGCUGCAUCCUCUCCAAAGGGCAACUUUGCUCUGGUCAUGGCGAUUGUGUUUGCGGGUUCUGUCAGUGCCAUCCUGGCUGGUCAGGUGAGAGCUGUAAUUGCUCCACGAGGACAGACACCUGCAUGGCCAGCACUGAGCUGCUGUGUAGCGGUCGUGGUGAGUGUUUGUGUGGUGCAUGUUCAUGCAGCCUGCCUGGAGCGUAUGGUGCCACCUGUGAGAAAUGUCCCACUUGCCCCGACUCAUGUACCUUAAAAAAGGACUGUGUGGAAUGUAAGCACUAUAAGAGAGGACCACUGUUUGAGAAGAAAGGCUGCAACAGUGCAAUCUGCAGAGAUGAAAUCCAGCUGGUGGAUGAGUUAGCAUUUCAUGAGAAGAGUUCGGUGAACUGCAGCUACAAAGACGAGAACGACUGCAUUAAUCAUUUCCAGUACUAUGAAGACAUCAGCGGAAAAUCCAUCCUCUACCUCGUUAAAGAACCUGAGUGUCCUAAAGGUCCUGAUAUCCUGGUAGUGGUUGCUUCUGUCGUCGGGUCUAUUUUCCUGCUGGGUUUGGCUGCUCUGCUGGUGUGGAAGCUGCUGAUCACAAUUCAUGAUCGCCGAGAAUUUGCCAAGUUUGAGGAAGAGAGAGCCAAGGCCAAGUGGGAAGCGGCGAAUAACCCGUUGUAUAAAGGAGCUACAACUACUUUUACAAACGUGGCCUACCGUGGCAACACCUAAGGACCCGGCGCCUUCAUCAGCAACAGUCACGUGUCUCAGUGACGCUCACGUAACCUCUCUGUGAAUAACUUCACACUUUCAAACAAUUGGUGAUGUAAAGAGGAAAAGGACAUGUCAAUCCUGUGACUGUGCAGAUGAUAUGCUUUAUUGACACUUUAUUGAAAUUUGUAUGUAGUUGUUUCAUUUAUUUUGUUUCAAUUAUUAUUAUUAUUAUUAUUAUUAUUAUUAUUAUUAUUAUUAUUAUUAUUAUUAUUAUUAUUAUUAUUAUUAUGUAAUAAAUAAAUAAAUAUAGAUAGAUAGAUAGAUAGAUAGAUAGAUAGAUAGAUAGAUAGAUAGAUAGAUAGAUAGACAGACAGACAAUUGAAAAAAUAAAACUUGUAUUUGUAAAGUAUCUACUGUUAUCGCUAAAGAAAACAGGGAAAUUAGGGCAAGAUGAUAAAUGAAAUUUUGCGAAUGCAUUUCGUGGAAAAUUAUUUUGAUUGUUUAAAUGUUGUUGCUUUUUUUUUUUUAUAAAAGAAUUUCUUCUAAAAGAAGUUGUAAGCAUCUCUGAAGCAUCUCUGAAGUUCUGAAGCACAUCGUUUCUCCUUCCGUACAGUUCAUACUGUAUAUGAAGUUAGCAAAGAUAUGGCAAAGAUAUGGUCUGUUUUGAAUUUCUUGUGGUUGUGAUGUCACUACCAUGAACAUAUUUACAUAUGUGAAUCUGUGAUAGAGCUACUGAGGCAGAGCAGUUGGUUUGAACAGUUAAACGAGUGCAGUAAAUGGGUGGAGUAUCAUUAAUAUGGGCGGUGCAUCAUUAAUAUGGAUGUGGCAUCAUUAAUAUGGGUGGGUUAUCAUUAAUAUAUGUGGGGCAUCAUUAAUAUGGGUGGGUUAUCAUUAAUAUAUGUGGGGCAUCAUUAAUAUGGGUGGGUUAUCAUUAAUAUAUGUGGGGCAUCAUUAAUAUGGGUGGGUUAUCAUUAAUAUGUGUAGGGCAUUAUUAAUAUGGGUGGGGCAUUAUUAAUAUGGGUGGGUUAUCAUUAAUAUGUAUCGAGCAUUAUUCAUAUGGGUGGGGCAUUAUUAAUUUGGGUGAGGUAUCAUUAAUAUGAGUGGGUGGGAAGGGGCAUCAUUAAUAUGGGCGGCCAUCAUUAAUAUGGGUGGGGCAUUAUUAAUAUGGAUGUGGGAUUAUUAAUAUGUGUGGGGCAUUAUUAAUAUGGGUGGGUUAUCAUAUUAAUGAUACCUCACCCAUAUUAAUAAUGCCCCACCCAUAUUAAUAAUUCCCCACACAUAUUAAUGAUAACCCACCCAUAUUAAUAAUGCCCCACACAUAUUAAUGAGUGGUUGGGGUGAGGCAUCAUUAAUAUGGGUGGCCAUCAUUAAUAUGGGUGGGGUAUUAUUAAUAUGCGUGGGGCAUCAUUCAUAUGGGUGGGCUAUCAUUAAUAUAGGUGGGGCAUCAUUAAUAUGUGUGGGGUAUCAUUUAUAUGGGUGAGGUUUAAUUAAUAUUGCCGGGGAAUCAUUAAUUUGAGUGGGGCAUCAUUAAUAUGGCGGGGGAAUAAUUUAUAUGGGUGGGGUAUGAGUGGGGUAUCACACAAUCACCCAUCCCUGAUUAUUUCAUCAGUUUGUUUAGCAUGAGACUGUGGUAUUAUUAAGUUGUGAUUUGUUUGGCAAAAAUGAGUUUUUUAGAAAACUGUUAUCUAGGUAUCGUGUGUGGGAUGUUUCAAAAUUUAAAAUAUAUUUCUUAAAUGUCAUAAGAUUUUGGCAUUUCAGCUGCUGGGAUGGGAAAAUGCUAUUGUACGCUACGUGUAGGAGAUUAUUUCCAGCCGUGGGUUGUAUUGCGCUCUUGCUCCACUGAGCACAUGAAUGUCAGCACUGUGACUGCGAGCAUACAGUCAGAUAAAACUCAAUGCACAAUACACAGUAAGCAGGAGACCUGAACAGUAAUGAGACUAACAGUGUCAUGGUGUGCAAAAAUCCUUCUUUACCUGCUAGUAGCCAGUACAGGCAAAAUUUAGCUACAUUUACAGCGUUUGGCAGACGCCCUUAUCCAGAGUGACUUCCUGUUUAAUCUCAUUUUUAUUAUACGACUGAGCAAUUCUGGGUUAAGCGCUGAUGUGUCUGGGCACAUGUCCGAGUGUGUUUUGUGACACUGGGUGUACGGUUACAUCUUUCAAAUUACUCAAUAAACAUUUUAACAAAACAAUACUCUCAGGAGCCAUAGAUGAGAAAAGCAAAAAUAGAGUUCAUUGCAAAAUAGCAAUCAACCCGAGAUCAACUUAUUUGGAUGUCCAGAACGAUCUGAUCUAGCUCUGAAAUUACUUUGUAUAGAUUAUAUAUAUCUGUGGAUGUGCCUGAAAAAAUUCCCAUUAUGUUUAGGUUUUGGCUUAUUCAAAUUUAUCAUCAUUUCCUGUUUUCAGCUUGUUUUGAUUUCCUUUAUUUAUUUCAGUCUCAUUAUUGGCUUAAUUGUCGAUUAUUUUUCGCCCUUACUUCGUCUAGCAUGUUAACCUAGCUUUGAUUGCUAGGUCAUCUUCACCUAGUGGGCUCCCUUGGUCUAAUCUUGGACGCUACCUGUGUCACCAGCUGGCUCACUUGGCCGUCAAAAUAAAGGCCAUACUGGAAGAGCUCUGUGCUUCUCACACUCUUCCAUGUCAUGCCAGCUGUGAACGUAGCCCAGGCUUCUUCCCAGACCGAGAUGGACUACACCCCUCUAACUGUCUAACUGCCCCUCUAACUAGUCCUGCACUUUUCCCCACCUUAACUAUCAGAUUCAAUCUAGUCAGCCCAAACCAGGGUCUAGACGCUUAUUACUUCAUAACCAAAUCCUGUUUUUUGUUCAGUUUUCAUUACCACAGGGACUUGCUAAGGGGUCCAGCAGUGGGUGCAUGAUCAACCUGGGAUUUGAGCUCACAACCUUCCAGUCAAUAGCGCAAUGCCAUAACCACUCAGCUACCACAUCCCCCAACAGCUAACUCACACGUGUCUUAUCCUAAUACUAAUUCCACUUUUCACAAUUUACCCCACAUUCUCAAAAAUGAAGGCUCCUGGAAGAACACUGAAGCCAUAGAAUAACCAUUUGUGGUUUUUCCCAAAGAACCUUACCGUAACUGCUUUUAAAACAAUCUCUUCUUUCUAGUGACAUAAAGAACCUUCUAAAGAACCUUCCAUGGAUGUUAGAAAUACUGUAGCAUUAUGUGUAAAUCAUAGUGAAUUAUUUUCUAUUAUCUUCAGUUUUUUUUUUCCAUUUAAAAAAAAAGAAUAAAGACAUAACUAGACCAACUAUAAACAGCCUUCUAUACGGAACCUUUCCACAGGCUAUAAAAUGUCUAAAAAGUUUGACGUAAAAAUGUUUCUGAACCAUUUCUGAUGUUCAAUGUAGAACUUUUUCUUCUCAGAGUGUACAAAAGCAAAAUGGUUUAUUUGUGCACAUGAAUGUGAGUCACAGUUACUGAGUAGCAGAAGAAAGAGCAAAACUCGCCCCCCCCCAAAAAAAAAAAAAGUUGGCUACCGUCAGCUGGGUAACAUUUACUGUGAUCAAGCAGCCAGUUUUCUUCCUAAUCGUUCAAGAUGCCAUCUCUCAAGAACAUGUUCUCUCACUGCGUCUUGUUCCUGAUUGGUUGCCCGUUCUGUUUCUCACCUUGGAGUCUGACUUCUUUGUGCCUAAACCCGGCAUGAUGAGGUCAGAUUUAUCUCAUCUAGCAUGUCAUGUAUUCAUACAAAUUUU
Messenger RNA from Hemibagrus wyckioides, 6260 nucleotides. It is a transcript of the gene itgb3a, whose product is annotated as integrin beta 3a. NCBI's taxonomy places the organism in Eukaryota, Metazoa, Chordata, Actinopteri, Siluriformes, Bagridae. The record is from RefSeq and is a predicted model, not a curated record. Gene Ontology annotation, biological process: cell-matrix adhesion; cell migration; integrin-mediated signaling pathway. The transcript is spliced from 15 exons. Bases 89 to 2569 code for a protein of 826 amino acids. Gene Ontology annotation, molecular function: fibronectin binding; fibrinogen binding; integrin binding. Gene Ontology annotation, cellular component: focal adhesion; cell surface; integrin complex.